AUGAACCUCGAGACGAUGCUCUAUGAGAGCGACGGCGAUCUGAUACGACUCACGCUGAACCGACCACAGGCGCUGAAUGCAGUGAACUAUCGGGGCGUGGUGGAACUACUCGAGGCAGCGCAAGCAAUCCACGACGAUCCGACGGCGCGGGCGGUGCUCAUCCGUGGGGCAGGGCGGGCCUUCUGUAGUGGGAUAGACCUGAAGGAACUGGCAGCGGGAGAGACGCCCACGCUUACUUCGACCACUGGGACCGGGCACUACGGCUGCUGGAACUGUCGGACAAGCUGGUGCUUUGUGCAAUCCAGGGAUACGCGCUGGGGGGCGGGCUGCAACUCCCGCUGGCUUGCGACAUACGAAUUGCCACUUCCGACUGCCAGCUGGGACUGCCUGCGGCGAAAGAGGGAUUCAUCCCAGGGCUGGGGACGUACCGGCUGCCGCGGUACAUCGGGCUGGGCCGGGCCAAGCGGAUGGCGCUUUCGGGCGAGAACGUGGACGGACGAGAAGCGCUGCGCAUCGGCCUGGUGGACUACGUGGUGGAGCCGGACAGCUUCGACUCCGAAGUUGAGGCACUCACUCAACACUACUUGUCCAUCAGCUCGGAGGGGGCUCGGCAGACCAAGUUGA
This is a messenger RNA of Geodia barretti, 624 nucleotides long. The record is from the annotation of a GenBank genome assembly. Lineage: Eukaryota; Metazoa; Porifera; Demospongiae; Tetractinellida; Geodiidae.